Messenger RNA from Phymastichus coffea, 708 nucleotides. Its product is annotated as tigger transposable element-derived protein 1-like. NCBI's taxonomy places the organism in Eukaryota, Metazoa, Arthropoda, Insecta, Hymenoptera, Eulophidae. The transcript has a single exon. Bases 1 to 708 code for a protein of 235 amino acids. Gene Ontology annotation, molecular function: nucleic acid binding. The record is from RefSeq and is a predicted model, not a curated record.
AUGUUUUUUCCGACGAAUACAACUUCUCUCAUUCAACCUAUGGACCAAACCGUGAUUGUGACUUUCAAAGCCUAUUAUUUGAGAAGAGUCAUGAAAAAAAUGCUACAAGAAGUCAAUCAUUAUCGCACUUGUGACGGUUUCGAUCCCACCUACGUUGUCAAAAUGUUUUGGAAAAAAUUUUCUAUUCUCGAUGCCAUCUCUUUGGUUGAAGAAUCAUGGACAGAAGUUAAACCUACGACUGUGAGUGCUAGCUGGAAAAAAAUUUUGCCGACCGUCGAUGCUGAGACAGCCGUUGUGCCAGAAUAUCAAGAACCCGUGCAAUCAAUCAUUCAUUUAGCUCGAGAAGUUGGAGGUGAAGGUUUUGAAGACCUUCAUGAACCCGAAAUUUUAGAGGAAAUUGUGAUGCCAGUCAGAACAGAUCUCAGCGCUGAAGAAGCAGAAGAGCUUAUUGUGCCAUUGCCUCAAGACAAUCUUCAAGACAAUGAAGACGUAGUUCCAACUGUAUUUGGAGGAACAGUAAUUUUAGAAAUUAUAAAUUUAUUAAAAACAGCUACGGAAACAGCUAUAGAACGUGACACAAUAGUAGUUCGGAGUCUCAAUUUUAAGCAUAACUGUGAAAAGGCAGUCGAAGUUUAUGAAGAUUUAUAUAAAGAUGCGUUGAGACGUGCAAAACAAUCUCGUUUGAUAGACUAUUUCAAAUCCAAUUGA